This is a messenger RNA of Owenia fusiformis, 2910 nucleotides long. NCBI's taxonomy places the organism in Eukaryota, Metazoa, Annelida, Polychaeta, Sabellida, Oweniidae. The record is from the annotation of a GenBank genome assembly.
UAGCAAAUGAGAGGCGCAGGAUCGACAACAGUUGGCUUUGACUGGAAAAUUCUCAUGGGUGAAGUUUAUUGUAUAGGAGCUAGAUGGACUACCGCUAACGGAGAGUUAAUCAAAGAGCAGGGAUGUUUAGAUAACAGAACUGGAAUAAAAAGUGAAUUUCAAAAUUCGUAUUCUAUGAUAGAAUAAAUAAAAAAGGAUGACUGCAAAGAUCUUCAUGAGCUAAAAGCUAGAUUGACAUUCCUGAAAGAUGACUUCGAAUCCAUUUGCCAUGUUCAGCCCAGUUGCAAGGAUGAGGACAUUAUAUGAGUCUUGUAAGGGCUCAAAAGAUGAGACUUUCCAAUUUGCUAGAUUCAAAGGUGAAUCCGAAACAGAACUUUCGACGAUACAACAGAAUGGUACUCUUAGUAAACGCUCUAGUGUCGCUGCUGAUGACACGGCCAUUUCAAAUGAAGCGUUCCCUAGUGAUGUUAAAGAAGACCCCGGGGAGGAUGUUCGUUUACAUAAAGACCGCAUUACAGAAUGGCAGGCUGGUUAUAAUGUAACAAAUGCCAUCCAGGGCAUGUUCAUCGUAACCUUUCCAUAUGCAGUCCUGCAAGGAGGAUAUUGGGCUUUAUUUGCGAUGGUAUUUGUGGCGUAUAUAUGCUGCCAUACGGGAAAGAUUCUAGUAGAAUGCCUAUACGAAGAAGACGCAAAUGGAGUAAAGCAGAGAGUUCGUAAUAGCUAUGUCCAAAUCGCGGAGGACGCUUGGGGCAAACGCUUUGGUGCUAGAAUAGUUAAUAUUGCACAGUUUAUAGAGUUAUUAAUGACGUGCAUAUUGUAUGUAUUACUAUGCGGAGAUUUGAUAAUAGGUAGCUUCCCCAAUACAAAACUUAAUUUGAGCAUCUGGAUCUUUCUUAGCAGUCUCCUUUUGUUACCCUGUGCGUUUUUGAAAAAUCUGCGCCACGUAUCGUGGUUGAGUUUCUGGUGCACAGUUGCGCAUAUGUUCAUCAACGCGAUCAUCAUUAUAUUCUGUCUGACCAAAGCCGGUGACUGGCAUUGGUCUGCCGUACAAAUAAAGAUAGACAUUUGGACAUUUCCUAUAUCUCUUGGAAUAGUCGUGUUCAGCUACACAUCCCAAAUCUUCUUGCCUUCUUUGGAGGGAAAUCUAGUGAACAGAAGUAAAUUUAAUUGUAUGAUGCACUGGACACACAUAGCAGCUGCUGCGUUCAAGGCUUUGUUCUCUUGGAUCGGCUUUCUUACAUUUGGAUUUGACACACAAGAAGUGAUUACCAAUAACCUUCCUACACAGACAUUCAAGGCGAUAGUGAAUCUUAUUUUGGUGAUAAAGGCAUUGUUAUCUUACCCACUACCAUAUUACGCUGCCGUUGAGUUAUUAGAGCAAGCAUUCUUUAGAGGGAAACCAGAGACAAGGCUUCCGUCGUGCUUCUCCGGGGACAACUCGUUGAAAUUCUGGGCAAUUAUCUUAAGACUAAUGCUAGUUGGAUUGACAACGCUAUUCGCGAUUGUUAUCCCUCAUUUUUCCAUAUUGAUGGGGCUGAUCGGGAGCUUUACUGGUUGCAUGUUAUCGUUCGUCUGGCCGUGCAUGUUCCACUUAAAACUCAGGCGACAAAAGAUGAGCCGCCUUGCCAUUAUCGGAGACGUCAUUAUUAUACUCCUCGGUGUCAUAUUUGGUCUUGUUGGCAUGUACUACUCCGGAGCAGCACUAAUAAGGGCGUUCCAAGGAGAAUCGGUGAGGCCAUUUCAAGGACAUUUGGCCCUGAACGUCACAAAUCGUGGACCAACUGAUUUCGGCCAACAACCAGAUGUUCUUGUAAAACCUAAGCUGGAAAGUGCUAUUGUAGAACAUUAAAAACUAAAUUAAAACCCAACAUACGCCAAUGCCACAUGCCUCAUGAUAUGCCAUCGAGUCCGAAACGUGCCCCUUCAAGUCCAAAUGUGCCACUUCGAGCCCCAGUCACAGUUUAGAGAAGGCUUUUAACCGCCGCCAUUUUGAUCAAGCAAUGCCUGAAACGUCACAUAAUCAAAAGUUCCAUGAUGCCCCAUCGGUAGGGGCUUGGUGGGAAAAGUCUCAUUGAGCCAUUGGUCCCUCCGUGCAACAUUAGUGUACGAUGGCUUUAAAAGAGCAUGCAGUGUCUGUUAUUCUGAGCUUUUCAUAACACUAACCGAUAUUAAAUAGUUAAUGGGAGGAUUUGUAACUUGCACAAUUAAAGACUUGCAAAAGUCUGAAAAAUUGCAUCUGCAUCAGAUGUGCUUGAAAAGACAGUCUCUUAAUAUCCCCUGUAUGUACAAUAUGGGUUAGGGAUCAACAACUUAAAUUGAAAGCAGUUCAAUAUUUGAUCUUGGUUGUGAAGUUUAUUCACGAUGACUUGAUAUCCCCAAUUGUUAAUCCAAAUAUUGAUAAUGUUAUAAUUUGAGGAAAUGUGAUAUAUCACCCUAUUAGUUAAUAUGGCAGUGAUACAUCUUCAUUAUUUUGUUAGACUGGUAAUAUACCCUAUUGUGCCAAGGCUGAUCGGAGUCAUCACGUCUUUCUCUUGUAUUGUGCAAACAUUGUAACUUAUUAUACAGUAUAUUUUGAAAUUAUAACGAAUUCAAUUAAAUGAAAAAAUGAACACCAUUAUGUAACCUAAUUCUUAUUGAUAACAGCAGCAGUCUGAGAAAUGUCUGCCAGAAUUUCACUCCUCCUUGCGACUAGUCUAUGAGGGUUUUCCUCACUUGUUUGCGUAUUCCAUAGGUACUGUAUAUGUAUACAAUUAAAGUUAGUAAUUUCAUAUGUCUGUGUUGCUAAAUGUAAAAUCAAUCCAAAUCUAUAUUGAUGUUUUCAAAAUAUCUGUGAAAUAUGUUGUAUAGACCAUAAGCCAAGUAUCCAGUAACCAUUGUUUAUAUAUGUAUAUAAUAAAUAAAUAAUACCCU